GGUUUUCAGAAAUGCCUACGAACAAUUAUGUUGAGUGCAGUUUUUGGAAUUUCGAUAGUCUUUUUCAACCACAACAACAUCCUGCUCGAGAUUCUCAUGAUACAUUUUUCCUUGCAGAUCCUGAGAUUUCAGAUAUCAACAAUACAGUUGAAUCUUGUUACAUUGAUAAAGUUCGUACUGUGCAUAGUCAAGGUGCUUUUGGUAGUCGAGGCUAUCAGUCACCAUGGCUAAUAGAGGAAGCGGAGAAAAAUUUGUUGCGUACACAUACAACAGCAGUGAGCGCCCGAAUGCUUCAUGCAUUAUCUAAAAAGGUAGGUGAGAUCUUUCUACAGUGA
This is a messenger RNA of Schistosoma bovis, 335 nucleotides long. Lineage: Eukaryota; Metazoa; Platyhelminthes; Trematoda; Strigeidida; Schistosomatidae. The record is from the annotation of a GenBank genome assembly.